AUGCGUGCGAGCAAGGCAUCUUCACCAGAGCAGAAAGCAAGAAUACCCCCCAAAUAUACUGCAGGAUGGCGACGAGUUAUCAGCAAUUUCAGCCCAUCAUGGUUCUCAACCACAAUGGGCACGGGGAUCGUUGGCAUUUUGUUCCAUCUGGUACCAUUUGAUACUCCAGCAUUCCGCUAUAUCGCUAUCGCUUUCUUCAGCCUGAACACAAUUCUCUUCGCGACCGUCUUCACCAUGUCCGCUCUGCGAUAUGCCCUCUUUCCGGAGAUAUGGGCAGUGAUGAUCCAAGAUCCGGUUAACUCGCUGUUCCUCGCGACUUGUCCCAUGGGCUUUGCGACGUUGAUUGAACUGUGGGUUUUCAUCUGUGUGCCUAUAUGGGGUGAUUGGGCGCGCACCGUGGCAUGGGCCUUUUGGAUUGUAGAUGCCGCUGCUGCUGCGUCGGUGACGGCUUCGCUUUCGUUUAUUCUGAUAUCCCAAAGCUACGUUACGUCACUCGAGCGCAUCACGGCCCUGCAGCUUCUUCCUAUCGCCGCCACGAUCGUUGCUGCCGGGGUGGGUGCAGAAAUCGCCGAUAUUCUCCCCAAUCCCAGCCAUGCGACCGGGACUUUACUUGUCUCGUAUAUUCUCUGGGGUAUGGGCACUCCUAUGGCGAUGAUGAUUUUGGUUAUUUAUUACCAGCGUCUCGCUGUUCAUAAGCUGCCGUCGCGCGCGACGAUCGUGAGUUGCUUUUUACCUCUUGGGCCUUUGGGGUUUGGUGGAUUUGGAAUCCUUUAUCUUGGAAAAGUAGCCCGCAAUUUGCUCGGAGAAUCGAAUACUUUGGACCCGAUCCUCGGAUACAUGGCAUAUGUUUUCGGACUCCUCACAUCCUUGCUCAUGUGGUCGUUCGGACUGAUCUGGCUGGUCUUUGCCCUUGCUACUAUCUACUAUACCUCGCCUUUUCCUUUCAAUAUGGGCUGGUGGGGAUUCACCUUCCCGUUGGGCGUGUAUGCGGCGAAUACGAUUCUGCUUGGAACAGAAACAGACCUCAUGUUUUUCCAAGUUUGUGGAACGAUCCUAAGUGCGGCUGUGGGACUCUUGUGGGUUGUGGUAGCAUGCAGAACGGCAAAGGGGGCAUGGCAGAAGUCCCUAUUCCAUGCUCCAUGCUUGCAAAAGCUGAAGUCCAAGCCCGAGGACGAUGCGGCGGGCCAGGGCCCUUGA
Molecule: messenger RNA, 1197 nt
Organism: Aspergillus melleus
Lineage: Eukaryota; Fungi; Ascomycota; Eurotiomycetes; Eurotiales; Aspergillaceae
Product: TDT family transporter
Exons: 5
Coding region: 1-1197 (398 amino acids)
Biological process (GO): transmembrane transport; sulfite transmembrane transport
Cellular component (GO): plasma membrane
Molecular function (GO): sulfite transmembrane transporter activity
Source: RefSeq, a predicted model, not a curated record